AUGCGCUACCAUUUGAAAGAGUGGGGACCCGGUAAUGCAGCGCCGCAAAACGCCCGAGAGCUGUUCAACAUGAGACACACAAAAGCUCGAAAGAUCAUCGAGCGCGCGUUCGCCGUAUUGAAAAUGCGAUGGGGUAUCCUACGUAGUGCAUCUUAUGAUCCAAUCCAAACACAUAUACGGUUAAUAAUGACAUGUUUCUUAUUGCAUAAUUUCAUCCAGAGGAAGAUGCCAAAUGAUCCUAUUGAAGCACAUCUAGAUGGGUUUGUUGAUCAAAACCCUAAUGGACCCGAUGCAGAUGGAGCUCAGUUUGUUGAUCACGUCGAGCCUACGAAUGAGUGGACAGAGUUUCGGGACAACUUAGAACGACAAUGUGGAACCAUAGGCAUUUUGCUUGAUGUUUUUGUUUUGUUAUAUUGCGUUGAAUGUGUAACUCGUACAAUGCUAAUCGGGUGA
This is a messenger RNA of Salvia hispanica, 453 nucleotides long. RefSeq lists its product as uncharacterized. Lineage: Eukaryota; Viridiplantae; Streptophyta; Magnoliopsida; Lamiales; Lamiaceae. The record is from RefSeq and is a predicted model, not a curated record.